AACCCCGUUUAUUCUGUUUAGAUAUUAAAUAUAUUAACUGCUACAGAAAGGAAAAAAAUGACUUCGUUUUUCAUUAGACCUACAGCCUAUUUAGUUCUUAGUUUUUCUCAGUGCAUAUGGCACAGGCUAGUGCGAACCACAUUUUGCAUAUUUCUUGUUUAAUUAUAAUUUUUCGGGGCUCACCUAAUGAGCGCACUCCACUUGGCCAGCGAUCUUGUUUGGGAGGCGCGUGCCGCCAAGCGACACGACACUUUGGGUGGAUUGCCACAUCCAAGUUGGAGCGAAGCGUAGCUCUGGCCUGGUAAUCAGUUGGCUGGCUUGUAUAUAAGCAGCCUAGGACUACCCAGAUUAAUUACUUCGAUUUCGAUCUUUGCCGCGUGCAUUUCAAUACCCAAAGAGUUCUGAAAGGACCAAAUACCACACAAAAUGAUGGGAAAAGCUACCUAUUUGUUGUGCCUGUGCCUGUGCCUGGCCAGCGCCGUUUGGGCCAUUGAAUUGCAGGCGGAGCCGGACUACGGACCAGUGGCCUACGAGUUCCAGUGGUCGGUGAACGAUCCCCACACCGGCGACAUCAAGAGCCAAAAGGAGACCCGCAAGGACGACAAAGUUGAGGGCGUCUACGAGCUGAUCGACUCCGAUGGCUAUCGCCGCAUAGUGCAGUACAAGGCGGACGAUCACAACGGCUUCGAGGCGAUUGUCCAGCGUGAGCCCACGGACAUCAAGAUACCGCUGCCGGAGCCACCCAAGAAGCUCCUGGCCGCCAAGAUCCUGACUCCUGUGCUGCCGGUGGCGCCGCUCGUCCACUACGCCGCUCCCAAGGCCAUCAUCAAGCAGGAGUUGUCCGCCGGUAACUAUGUCUCUGUGUCCGGACCCACAGCACAGUACAAGUACUGAAAGGAUCUAGUGACUGACUUCAGCUGCAUCAACCCAUUAGGAUCCCCGCCUCGACCUGGGAAAACUCACUGCCAUACAUCGUAGUUUAGUUACAAAUAAGACAAUUGAGUGUACAUAGACAGCUUACAUUAACCUACUAUCAAUAUAUGCAUCCCAUUCAAUUUGUUCGCAGAGGAACACAAAAAAACUUGGAUUUUUAUUACGGCAACUAUGGGAAAAAGUUAUAAUAGGGUGUUAAGUAUAUAUAUAUACUUCUAGCUCUUACUGAGCUUGUCUUAUAAACAUGUGUACAUAUAUAAUUGCAGAUCAGUAAAGAAAAAGCAUAACCGCAUUAUGACAGUUCACAAGAAUGGCACAAAAAGUGUGCGAUUAUUAAACUUAAAAAAAAAGUGUUGAAUGAAAUGCUUCACUUAGUUCAACUCGAUUGUGAGUUUGGCUGCUCAGUGAAGUCGUAUCAUAACAUUUGCGAAUUGAUGUCUCAUAAAACGAUGCGUCAUGAUACAGGUGGCUGCGAUACUGUGAUAAGCAUAAACUAAUGCUAUCGCCGCCAGACGCGACAUGGCCCAUAGAUGACUCUAAUCUCACGUAGCUGCUGCCACUUUGGGGGCGUCCAAUUACCGCCGCAGUCGACGUCGUCGAUAGUGAUUCUAUUGGAUUUGGCUAACGCUCUGGCCAUCGGAUCAAUGGAGCAUCAGUGCGAAAAUGGUCGGCUGCCUGGAGACACGACAACUACUGGUCACAUUGCUAUUGGCCCUUGGCUUUUGCCUUGGCGGUUCGAAGGAUGCAGUUCCGGACGCGGAUGCCAAGUGGAUGGCCCCACUCAAGCAGUAUGGAUAUACGCCGCAGCAUCUGAAGAACAAA
Molecule: messenger RNA, 1755 nt
Organism: Drosophila yakuba
Lineage: Eukaryota; Metazoa; Arthropoda; Insecta; Diptera; Drosophilidae
Gene: Cpr30B
Product: cuticle protein 7
Exons: 2
Coding region: 427-894 (155 amino acids)
Cellular component (GO): extracellular matrix
Source: RefSeq, a predicted model, not a curated record